AUGAGCACACGAGACAGGAUAACCGAACCUCCAUCAUCAUCACGAACAUCAAGUUCUACAACAUCCAAUCGGAGAGCUCCUACUUCCUCUCAUCAUGGAGCUCCAAUGAUAUCUGGAUCGGUUACCUCAAGAAAGGGGUCAAAACACCGAAAAUCUGAAUCAUCUAAGAAAGGUUUCGGAAAGAAAAAUGGAGGUACAUCAGUUUCUGUUCAAGGACUGAAGAAACGGUUUCAAAGCUUGUUGAUAAAAACCAAGGAAAGCUUUGAUGCUGUAGACCCAAUUACAAAGCAAGUCCGAAACCCUUCUGCUUUAUUUUCGAGCCAGACUUCAACAGAUCCAACAAGUUCUUAUCAAUCGGGAAAUAUCUCACCUUCAUCAGCAAGUGAAUCAAUGUCAGAUUUCGAUAGGGUGUCAUCUUACAGUUUCGGACGAGAACAUCAAGGAUCAACAAGCCAAACAGGAUCUUCAAGCCCAUCUGUUGUGAGCGAUGACGAUGAAUCUGUGGGUUUUGGAGCAGCAGAUGAUGCCUUCAGCACAACAGGCUCCGUGGAAAUGAGUGUCUCUGUUCUGAACCAAGAAUUGGAUUUGCCAACAAAUGAAUUUAAAAGAUUAUCGGAAUCGCAACCCACACAAUCGGAGUCAAUGGAUAUUCCACCAAAACAAUUGGAGCUUUUGCAAGAAAUAGAUUUUACUGUCACAUUAACAGAAACUGAAACAUUUUUCUUGUUCGAUAAAUAUGAUGAAAGUGUGAAAGUGGAUGAUCCAAAGAUUGAAGAAAUUAGAGAGAGAAAUAGAGUCUACAAAGAGCUGAUUAAAAAUAAGGAGAACAACAAAGAUAACUAUGUGGAAAAGCAUGUACAAACAAUGGGAAAAUUUUAUAAGAACAAGCGUACAAAUACAUCAAAGACUGAAUAUGAAAAUGUGGACGUUCAAGUAUCUGCAUUUCAAAUAUUUGACGAUUAUCAAGACAUUCGAGAAAGGGAAGAAAGAGAAAAAGAGGAAAGAGAAAUAAUGACUUCUCUCUCCAACAAACAUGAUGAAGAGGAAGAAGAGGAAGGAGAUCUUGAAGAUGACGGAGCUGACGAUUCCAGCAUUGGAAGUGGACCGAGAUUAGCAAAUAUUACGAGAGCUGUUAAUGCAUAUCAAGAGCUAGUCAUCAGUCGAGCUUUGGUCCAAAACUUAUAUCACAACAAACAGAGAAAAUACAUUUAUAUUGAAGACGAAAAAACAGAGACAGUUCAGGAAGUACCUCCUAUAUCCGUUCCCCAAAAACAAGUCAAAGAGGAGGAGGUGUUAGAAACUCCAAGGAGCAUUGACAUCGAGAAUGAUGAACCUGAAGCUCUUGAAAUGAAGGAAGACCAGAAAGAAAAAAAAAGAACAGAGGAAUACGAACAUGAAAAUGUGACAGACAUCGAUGUCGAAGAGGAUACCAAUAGUGCUAAACCAUCAGGAGUUUUAACAUCUCUUUGGGAAUAUAACUGUAACUCUGUAGUUAACUACAAUGUAAACAGUAUGACGUGGAACAAGAAGAACAACGACAUUCUAGCAGCAGCGUACAGUUCAGAAGACAUUUCAGACAUGCAACAAGGAAAUGGAUUUAUUUUGUGCUGGAGUGUGAAAAAUCCUGCAAAUCCAGAAAGAAUUCUUAAGGUCCCACACGCAGGUGUGAAUAGUGUAAACUUUUCUGAGACAAACGCCAGUAUCUUAGCGGCAGGUUUCGAGGAUGGUACAGUAGCUAUUUAUGAUAUACGAAGAAAAGAAAGUACUCCAGUUAUGGAAACGAUCAAAAGCCACACAGGAACUGUAUGGGAUCUCAAGUGGGUAAAUAGAGGUAAAGAUGCUGGAGAGCGCUUGCAUUCUGUUGGAGUUGAUGGUAGAGUCAAUUCUUGGACCAUAAAGAAAGGUCUUGAAGCAUCCGAAAUUAUGAGACUAAAGAGAAUUGGAAGGAGUACUGAGACUGGAGGCGAUGCAAUGAUAUCUAGAGAGUCUGGAGGAAUGAGUAUCGAUUUUUCUCCAAUAGACAACAAUAUUUAUCUUGUCGGAACAGAGGAUGGAUCAAUCUUCAAAUGUUCCACCUCUUACAAUGAUCACCCAUUAGAAACGUAUCUUGACCAUACAGGACCGGUAUACUCUGUGAGAUGGAAUCCUUAUGUCAAUGAUGUUUUUAUUUCGUGCAGCGCAGAUUGGACAGUCAAGAUUUGGAAUCAAGAUUCACUCUCACCCAUUUUCACAAUUGAGUCAUAUUCAGAGAAGAAUGACCAGCGAUCAUAUUCUGUCACAGAUGUCGCUUGGAGCAAAUACUGCUCCACAAUGUUCGCUACCUCCUCGAUCGUUGGUGAUUUGGAGGUAUGGGACUUGUGCUAUUCAACGGUUCGUCCAAAGUAUUCAAAGAGCAAGCCAGGAAUGAAAUUGACCUGUACGCUGUUUGCUGAGGAUGUUCCAAUCGUCUUGGUUGGAGACAGUCAAGGUUCUAUUGAGGUUCUACGUACAGAAGGUGCUUCAAACUCACAAGAAACCUCUCUCGAGAAAUUGCUGCAAUAA
This is a messenger RNA of Naegleria fowleri, 2541 nucleotides long. RefSeq lists its product as uncharacterized. The record is from RefSeq and is a predicted model, not a curated record. Bases 1 to 2541 code for a protein of 846 amino acids. Gene Ontology annotation, biological process: cilium movement. Gene Ontology annotation, molecular function: dynein heavy chain binding; dynein light chain binding. Gene Ontology annotation, cellular component: axonemal dynein complex. The transcript is spliced from 4 exons. NCBI's taxonomy places the organism in Eukaryota, Heterolobosea, Eutetramitea, Acrasida, Naegleriidae.